AUGCAUCUUUCUUUCCUUUUCGCAGUUGCCACUGCGGCCUUUGCCAGCUUCGCUGUCGCUUCUCCUGCGGAGGCCGGCGAGCAAUGUCUUUUGAUCUGCUGGGCUGAGGAGCACGAGUGCGAGGCUCCUUCGUACCCGAAGAAUCAAAAUGGAUGCUGGACUUGCUGCACUCCGUCGUCCUCUUAG
This is a messenger RNA of Aspergillus puulaauensis, 186 nucleotides long. RefSeq lists its product as uncharacterized. NCBI's taxonomy places the organism in Eukaryota, Fungi, Ascomycota, Eurotiomycetes, Eurotiales, Aspergillaceae. The record is from RefSeq and is a predicted model, not a curated record. The transcript has 3 exons. The coding region runs from base 1 to 186 and encodes 61 amino acids.